Messenger RNA from Pestalotiopsis fici W106-1, 1536 nucleotides. RefSeq lists its product as uncharacterized. The record is from RefSeq and is a predicted model, not a curated record. The transcript has a single exon. NCBI's taxonomy places the organism in Eukaryota, Fungi, Ascomycota, Sordariomycetes, Amphisphaeriales, Sporocadaceae. The coding region runs from base 1 to 1536 and encodes 511 amino acids.
AUGGCUGCAAAUGCUUUCGAAUAUGAUCAAUUAGACCGAUCAGCACAGAGUAUCCGGCUUUUACGCAUACUGCCGUAUGCCGAUACGCUCGACUGCGUGCUGGAGACUUUCGACAUCCGAGAAUGUCCGAAAUACCAGGCACUCUCCUAUGUAUGGGGCAGCGAUGAUGCCAGUUGCGAGAUCCGCAUCAAUCAAUCAAUCGUACUCAUCCGCAACAAUCUCUGGGAUGCUCUGCAGGAGUUGAAGACACUUCGCGGGCGGUCAGACUUUCACUACGAGUGCGAAGACCAUAUUUGGAUUGACGCGAUUUGUAUAAACCAGAACGACGACGUGGAGCGAAGUCAUCAGGUCAAUCUCAUGAGCCUCAUCUUCAGCCAGGCUGCUCGCACCAUUGCCUGGUUGGGGCGUGAGGACAACAACUCGACCCUAGCCAUGAAAACGCUGGCGAAGAGGCAAUGUCCAAAAUCGCUUGCUCCUACCGUCUGCCUGGAAGAGAUCUGGACUGCAAUUGAUGCCGUCUUUAGCCGUGUGUACUUCGAGCGCAUGUGGAUUGUGCAGGAAGUCUUGUUAUCAAACAAGUUGCUGCUUCUUUGUGGAUCGUCAUUUUGUUCAUGGCAUGAUAUCAUUUGGUUCCAUGACCACUGGCAAGACUGGUUCGAACAGAACGUCAUGUGCGAUUUGCCCUUGACCCUCAUUACGACCAAAGAGUUUUUGGACAGGCACAGGAGACUCAGACCUGUGCGCAAACUGAAAUACCUCCUACUAAACCUCCGCCGUCGCCAAUGUUUGGACCAGAGGGAUAAAAUCUAUGCCUUGUUAGGCAUCAUCUUCAAGCAGUCCAGCGACAGCAACCCACAAUUGGAAGCCGACUAUACCAUUUCGUCGACAGAGCUAUACUCGAGAAUGGUGACAUUCUUCAAGGUAUUGCCAGAAGGGGACAGAAAUGUCAUAUACGCCGAACUCCUGAAUAUCCUCGAUAUGCCAAAGAGCACGCGCCAUUCGAUCAGACUGGCAAGAGACAUUGACAGAAUCAUUUACAAGAUAGAGAAUCACCCUGUCGGUGGCAUAGUUAAGAGGUUGGACGUUAUCGGAUCCGUCAAAGAUCGAGCGUUUCUGUACAUGAUCUUGGACGAGAUCGAGACUCGGUUUGGAGUCAGCCUCACGAGCUUCCCAGCAGCGCUAGAGCUGCGUAACUUCUCAACAAUGAGUAUUUCCGGUGAUAUCGCAAGAGAUGUCUUUACCUUGUUGAUGUUGUGUCACCCGCGCGUGAUGCUCUUGCUGCACUUGUGGCAACAGUGUAUGACGGUUGACAAUCACCUGCAAAGACUGAUUUUGCUCCCCACAUCGCAUGAUCACCACGCGCCAAAGUGGAAGAACUACGCGUUUGCCGCCUCAGAAGAUGGGUUAUUGGAUAUUUCUGUCUUUAUGGAAAAGACAAAAGGUGUGCGGACCAUUAUAAUAGAAUUUGAGACGGGCUUUUGGUGGUUGGAUUUUCCUCGUGCGGAUGCUCGUAUCAUAACAGAGGAUUCCGCUUGA